Messenger RNA from Papaver somniferum (opium poppy), 1209 nucleotides. RefSeq names its product zinc finger MYM-type protein 1-like. The transcript has a single exon. The record is from RefSeq and is a predicted model, not a curated record. NCBI's taxonomy places the organism in Eukaryota, Viridiplantae, Streptophyta, Magnoliopsida, Ranunculales, Papaveraceae. Bases 1 to 1209 code for a protein of 402 amino acids.
AUGUCACUUAUUAUAAGAUCUGUGGAUUAUUUAACAACUCCAAAAGUUGAAGAACACUUUUUAGGUUUCUUAAAAGUGGAAGAAACCACUGGACUAGGAAUUUUUGAGGAGCUGAAAAACCUUUUGGAGAAGCUUAAGAUUGAUUUUAAUGAUAUCAUAGGACAAGGGUACGAUAACGGAUCUAAUAUGAAGAGGAAAAACAAAGGGGUGCAAAACAGGCUACUCAAGGAAAAUCCAAGGGAAUUUUAUAUGUCGUGUGCAUGUCAUAGUCUUAAUCUUAUGCUUCUGGAUAUGGAUAAAUCAUGUCCUAAAGAAGAAUCAUUUUUCAGUGUUAUGCAGCGGAUAUACAAGUUGUUUUCAAAAUCUACAAAACGUUGGCAAGUAUUUAAAAAACAUGUGACUGGUUUCACUGUUAAGCCGUUAUCGGAUACUCGAUGGGAAAGUCAUAUAGAGAGUGUUAAAGAAAUACGAUUCCAACUUCCUAAAAUACGGGAUGCUUUGCUAGAGUUGUCGGAAUCUAUUGAAUUUAGUGCGAAAAUAAGGGGAGAAGCUGAUUCGUCAUUGACACGCGAGAUCGAUAAUUUUGAAUUUAUAUUUGGCAUGGUAGUUUGGCAUCAUUUUCUGCUUGCAGUCAACUCCGUCAGCAAAUUUUCACAAAAAGAGGAUAUGCAUCUUGAUAUUGCCAUGGACCGAGUAAAUGAUCUACUUUCUUUUUUUGUAAAGUGCAGGGAUACUGGAUUCGAAGAGUUAUUGGAAGAAGCUACUGAGUUGGCAGCAACAAUUGGUAUAGAACCUAGUUUCUAUGAGCCACGAAUCAUUCGAAAGAGAAAACAUUUUGAUGACAUUAUGACCGAAGAAGAAGCACCAUUAUCAGGUAAGCGAUCUUUUGAAGUUAACUAUUUUAAUUAUAUAGUAGACCAAGCUAGAUCCUCACUGGCUAGUAGGUUUGAACAAUUUCAUGAGUUCAAUGAAGUUUUUGGGUUCUUAUUUCAAGUAAAGAAGUUACACUCUCUUGAUGAUAGCACUUUAAAGGCGUGUUGUAUCAAGCUUCAAAAUUACCUAAAGCAUGGCAUGAGUUCCGAUAUUGAUGGACAUGACUUGUAUGCUGAACUGAAAGUUCUAAAAAGUUAUUUGCCGGAAGAGACUGAAAGGGCAAUUGAAGUGUUGAAUUUUUUGAAAGAUAUGGAAGGUUGCUACCCGAAUGCAUAA